CCGGUUUGGAAGUUUGAACACAGAGAAGCAGUCGCAGCCGCGGCGGAAUAACGCGUUUUAACGGAUAUUUAAGAGGAAAUAAAGCAGGUAGAAACAGAACUAAGGUGGCGGGAGGCUCCACUGACUCGGGUCCGUCAGCUGGAGGCUUUGGGAACAUGGUGGAACAUACGCAGUAUGGCGGGUCCCGGCAGGCGGCCUCACCGUGCAGCUCCACACCGCUACAGACGGUCUCACCGUGCAGCUCCGCACCGCUACAGACGGCCUCAGCGUGCAGCACCGCACCGCAGAAACCAGACCGCUGGAAGACCGCCACGGGACACAUCAAGAGGCCGAUGAACGCCUUCAUGGUGUGGUCCAAGAUCGAGAGGAGGAAGAUCAUGGACCAGUCCCCGGACCUGCACAACGCGGAGAUCUCCAAGCGGCUCGGGAAGCGCUGGAAGCUGCUCAGAGACUCGGAGAAGAUCCCGUUCAUCCGGGAGGCGGAGCGGCUCCGGCUACAGCACAUGGCCCAACAUCCGGACUACAAGUACCGGCCCAGGAAGAAGGCCCGGACCGAGGGCUGUACCGGAGCCUCUUCCCCGGAGAAAACCUCCACCGUGAGACCCACCUCCGCCGUGAGACCCACCCCCGUCGUGAGACCCACCCCUGUCGUGAGACCCACCCCUGUCGUGAGACCCACCCCUGUCGUGAGACCCACUCCCGUCUCCACCGUGAGACCCACCUCCACCGUGAGACCCACCUCCACUGUGAGAACCACUUCCACAGAUAAGAAGUUCUCCCGGUUGAAGCCCAGCAGCACCAGGAGGCCGGGUCAGGUCCCGGUGCAGCAGGACCCCCGAUACCGCUACGUGCUGACCAGCAGCUUCACGGCCACUAAGCUCGUUAAACGGGAGUUCACCGACUCCGAGGAAGAGGAGGAAGAUGAGGAGGACGAAGAGGAGAUAAAGAGUGAAGAAGAGGAGGAGAGGCUCUUCUACAGCUUCAAGAAUAUCACCCGGCAGCAGAGCUCUGUCCCCCGGCAGCAGAGCUCCAGCAGCCCGGCCUCCUCCUCCAGCGCCGGGGAAGAGGAACUCCACCUCAGGAACCUGGACGACCUCCCUCUCAGUCUGCUGGCCGGCCUCCACGCCUCCUCCUCUUCCUCCUCCUCCUCCUCUGAUCCGUGGCCCCCGUCGGGAGGAUCGCCCCCCGUCGGGACCCUCAGUCUCUCUCUGGUGGAUCCGGACCAGGACUCUGAGGGCAGCCUCGGCUCUCACUUCGACUUCCCGGACUACUGCGACCCCGAACUCAUCAGCUACUUCCCCGACCUGGUGUUCUCCUACUGACACACACACACACACACACACACCAGGACUUGAUGAAUGAGUUUGAACCCAGAUCUGUGAAACCGAACAUACCUCGUCUUUUUUUAUGAAAUGAAGUAUUUUUGUACAGUGGACGGGAUCCAGACGUUCUCCAGACGCCCCCCCCCCUCUCUGAAUGUUGUUGUUAUUAUUUGUGUGGGGGGGUCAGAUGUAAAUGUUUGUAAGAUAGUUAGUGUGAGUGAGUUAGAUCCCGCUUAUUUUUUUAUAUUAACGGCACAUUUUUGUUUCUGCUCAUUAUUUUUGUGCAAUAUAAAAGAGAAAUAAAUAAAAACGUUUUUCUGUAUUUGAAUAAA
Molecule: messenger RNA, 1654 nt
Organism: Trematomus bernacchii (emerald rockcod)
Lineage: Eukaryota; Metazoa; Chordata; Actinopteri; Perciformes; Nototheniidae
Product: transcription factor Sox-11-B-like
Exons: 2
Coding region: 156-1322 (388 amino acids)
Biological process (GO): anatomical structure morphogenesis; cell differentiation; regulation of DNA-templated transcription
Molecular function (GO): DNA-binding transcription factor activity, RNA polymerase II-specific; RNA polymerase II cis-regulatory region sequence-specific DNA binding
Source: RefSeq, a predicted model, not a curated record